AUGGAGUCCAUGCUAAAUAAGUUGAAGAGUACCGUUACAAAAGUAACAGCUGACGUCACUAGUGCUGUGAUGGGAAAUCCUGUCACUAGAGAAUUUGAUGUUGGUCGACACAUUGCCAGUGGUGGCAAUGGGCUAGCUUGGAAGAUUUUUAAUGGCACAAAAAAGUCAACAAAGCAGGAAGUGGCUGUUUUUGUCUUUGAUAAAAAGCUGAUUGACAAAUAUCAAAAAUUUGAAAAGGAUCAAAUCAUCGAUUCUCUAAAACGAGGAGUCCAACAGUUAACUCGACUACGACACCCUCGACUUCUUACUGUCCAGCAUCCUUUAGAAGAAUCCAGGGACUGCUUGGCAUUUUGCACAGAACCAGUUUUUGCCAGUUUAGCCAAUGUUCUGGGUAACUGGGAAAAUCUACCUUCCCCUGUGUCUCCAGACAUUAAGGAUUAUAAACUUUAUGAUGUAGAAACCAAAUAUGGUUUGCUUCAGGUUUCUGAAGGAUUGUCAUUUUUGCACAGCAGUGUGAAAAUGGUUCAUGGAAAUAUUACACCUGAAAAUAUAAUUUUGAAUAAAAGUGGAGCCUGGAAAAUAAUGGGCUUUGAUUUUUGUGUAUCAUCAACCAAUCCUUCUGAACAAGAGCCUAAGUUUCCAUGUAAAGAAUGGGACCCAAAUUUACCAUCAUUGUGUCUUCCAAAUCCUGAAUAUUUGGCUCCUGAAUAUAUACUUUCUGUGACCUGUGAAACAGCCAGUGAUAUGUACUCUUUAGGAACGGUCAUGUAUGCUGUAUUUAAUAAAGGGAAACCUGUAUUUGAAGUUAACAAGCAAGAUAUUUACAAGAGUUUCAGCAGACAAUUGGAUCAGUUGAGUCGUUUAGGAUCUAGUUCACUUACAAAUAUACCUGAAGAAGUCCGUGAACAUGUAAAACUACUGUUGAAUGUAACUCCAACUGUAAGACCAGAUGCAGAUCAAAUGAUAAAGAUUCCCUUCUUUGAUGAUGUUGGUGCAGUAACACUGCAAUAUUUUGAUACGUUAUUCCAAAGGGAUAACCUUCAGAAGUCACAGUUUUUCAAAGGACUGCCAAAGGUUCUGCCAAAACUGCCUAAGCGUGUGAUUGUGCAGAGAAUUUUGCCUUGUUUGACUUCAGAAUUUGUAAACCCUGACAUGGUACCUUUUGUUUUGCCCAAUGUUCUACUCAUUGCUGAAGAAUGUACCAAAGAAGAAUAUGUUAAGUUAAUUCUACCUGAACUUGGGCCUGUCUUUAAACAGCAGGAGCCAAUCCAGAUUUUAUUAAUCUUCCUCCAAAAAAUGGAUCUGCUACUAACCAAAACUCCUCCUGACGAGAUAAAGAACAGUGUCCUACCAAUGGUUUACAGAGCCCUAGAGGCUCCCUCCAUUCAGAUUCAGGAACUCUGUCUAAACAUCAUUCCAACCUUUGCAAAUCUUAUAGACUACCCAUCCAUGAAAAAUGCUUUGAUACCAAGAAUUAAGAAUGCAUGUCUGCAAACAUCUUCCCUUGCUGUACGUGUAAAUUCAUUAGUGUGCUUAGGAAAGAUUUUGGAAUACUUGGAUAAAUGGUUUGUACUUGAUGAUAUUCUACCCUUCUUACAACAAAUUCCAUCCAAGGAACCUGCGGUCCUCAUGGGAAUUUUAGGUAUUUACAAAUGUACAUUUACCCAUAAGAAGUUGGGAAUCACCAAAGAGCAGCUGGCUGGAAAAGUAUUGCCUCAUCUGAUUCCCCUGAGUAUUGAAAACAAUCUUAAUCUCAAUCAGUUCAAUUCUUUCAUUUCCGUCAUAAAAGAGAUGCUUAAUAGAUUGGAGUCAGAACAUAAGACUAAACUGGAGCAACUUCAUAUAAUGCAAGAACAGCAGAAAUCUUUGGAUAUAGGAAAUCAAAUGAAUGCUUCUGAGGAGACAAAAGUUACAAAUGUUGGGUCUCAGCAGAUUGACAAAGUCUUUAACAACAUCGGCGCAGACCUUCUGACUGGUGGUGAAUCCGAAAAUAAAGAGGAUGGGUUACAGAAUAAACAAAAAAGAGCAUCACUUACACUCGAAGAAAAACAAAAAUUAGCAAAAGAACAGGAACAGGCACAGAAGUUGAAAAGCCAGCAGCCUCUUAAACCUCAAGUUCACACAACUAUUGCUCCAGUCAAGCAGACUAAGGACCUGACAGACACGUUGAUGGAUAACAUGUCAUCUUUGACCAGUCUUUCUGUUAGCACCCCUAAAAUUUCUGCUUCAAGUUCCUUCACUUCUGUUCCUUCCACGGGCCUUGGCAUGAUGUUUUCUACACCAAUUGACAAUACAAAGAGAAAUUUAACAAAUGGCCUGAAUGCUAACAUGGGCUUUCAGACUUCAGGAUUCAACAUGCCAGUUAAUACAAACCAGAACUUCUUCAGUAGUCCAAGCACACCCGGAGUGAGCAAGAUGACUCUGGGAGCACCUUCCACCUUGCCAAACUUCAGCGCUGUGAGUGUUCCUCCUGCAGGGGGAAAGCAGACUCAGCAAAGACCCACAGAUAUGUCUGCUCUUAAUAAUCUCUUUGGCCCUCAGAAACCCAAAGUUAGCAUGAACCAGUUAUCACAACAGAAACCAAAUCAGUGGCUUAAUCAGUUUGUACCUCCUCAAGGGUCUCCAGGUAUGGGCAGUUCAGUAAUGGGAACACAGGUGAACGUGAUGGGACAAUCUGCCUUCGGAAUGCAGGCUAAUCCUUUCUUUAACCCACAGAACUUUGCACAGCCGCCAACUACUAUGACCAGUAGCAGUUCAGCUAGCAAUGAUUUAAAAGAUCUUUUUGGGUGA
Messenger RNA from Rangifer tarandus platyrhynchus (Svalbard reindeer), 2790 nucleotides. Lineage: Eukaryota; Metazoa; Chordata; Mammalia; Artiodactyla; Cervidae. The record is from the annotation of a GenBank genome assembly.